CAUCAGGAACUAGACGUUCCUUCAGAUUCUCACAGAUGCGGAGCACCAAUGUAAAGAAGUGAGAUGUCAGCUGUCUCAGAGAUGGAUCCUCAGGACUCAAACCUCACCUGCAUCAUUUGUUUUGAGCGUUUCCGGAUCCCCGUCACCAUCCCCUGCGGACACACCUUCUGCCAGGAGUGCAUCACCAAGCUCUGGGACACCAAGAGCAAAGCAGAAAUCGGGCCUCAGUGUCCGCUUUGCCAGCAGGAGUUCCCCGUCCGUCCCGACCUGAAGAGAAACGUCUCCAUGUCGGAGUUAACGGAGGCAGCAAACACCUCCUCCUCCUCCAGCAGGGAGGUGCUGGUGAGGGGGGGAGACGGGGGGAGAGCCAUGCCGCUGUGCGACCGACAUAAAAAGCCUAUGGUUUAUUACUGCCGCCAGGACAAGAUGUCCGUGUGCUGCGUGUGCGCCAUCUCCGAGUGUGCCCAACACAAGAUGGUGAUGCUGGAGACAGAGAGGGAAAGUCAAGAGAUGCUGCUGGAGAGGAAGAGUAAGGAGGUGGAAAAGCUCACAAAGGAGACGCAGAAAAAUAUAAGCGACCUGUCGAAUAAUAUCAGUAACGCUAAGGUAAGCAUAGUGACAUCACCAUGUAAUAUUCCUGCUUCUAUAUACAAGUAUGAACCUGAAAACGAGUGUGAUAGGGCCCCUUUAAAGCAACUGUACCUUCAUUUCUUUACAUUGCAAAGCUGCAGCUGAAAGUAGAUUUUAACGCCCUUUUUUCACGU
Molecule: messenger RNA, 764 nt
Organism: Notothenia coriiceps (black rockcod)
Lineage: Eukaryota; Metazoa; Chordata; Actinopteri; Perciformes; Nototheniidae
Product: tripartite motif-containing protein 65-like
Exons: 3
Coding region: 64-735 (223 amino acids)
Molecular function (GO): zinc ion binding
Source: RefSeq, a predicted model, not a curated record